UGUGUGCCCACGUGCACAGAACUGGAAGGGGAACAGAGAGCAGAGCCCGAGGGCCGCUAGUUGGUGGACUUCCCCAAUCCCAGUGCCAAACGGGAGCCUGGGUGCCCCCUGGCCUCCACCCCAGAGCCUGGGGGCUGGCAGUGGGCAGGCGGGGACAGGGCCUGGCACCCACCCAGGAAGGGGCUAAUGAUCAAUCGCGGCCAGCGCUGGCCUCUCAUUGCUGCCCUGGGCUCCGGGAGGAAGUGGGGCAGGAAGCAGGGGCGGUGGUGGCUGCUCUGCAGUCAGCCUCUGUGGGCGGCCUCUGCCUGCCCCGGCCAGCUGCAGACAGCCCCGUGGACAGCCAGCACCAAGCAGAGUUGGGACAGGCCACCUGCGCCCUGGGCCUGGUGGGCCUGAGAGGUGUCUCGGGAGCAGAGCUCAGGCCAACUGGGCAUGCCGAGCCCUCAGCACUGGGGCCGGGGCGGGUCAUGAAGAGCCCCAAGGAGGAGACCACUGGGGAGCCAGCGGAGAUGGGCUGGGGGCCUGCAAGACCCUCUGGAGGCCACAGCAGCAGGCACGAGGUCCAGAGUGGGGCCAUGCACUCACCCUGUGGCCCGGAGCAGGCUGUGCCUGAGGAGGCCAAGGCGCCAGUCCGAGGUGCCUCCCACUGGGCCCCCCUCCUAAAGGUCCCGAGACCUCCAAGCAGUGCCGCAGGGGACCAAGCCCUCAACACAGGGCCUGGGGGGACGGGGGGUCCCAUGCCUGUGAGGCGCCCUCCCAAGACUCCUCCGCAUGGCUCCUACUUCCUGCCUCAACGUGGCUGCUGGACACAGCUGCUCAGGCCCCAGCCCAGAGGCUCUGACUCUGGGGGCUGGGGGUCAGCUCUGGACUCUGCCUCUACCUGCAGCUGGAGGACUGGGGCCAGCCAGCCACCACCUUCCCUGGACAACUGCCCACCUGGGAGAGACUGGCCCAUGACCCUCAAGGAGGGCUGCCCAGACCUGGCUCUGCAGCUGCUGGCGGUGCGCAGGAAGAGUGGACAGCCAGACCCCGGCCUGCAGCAGGCCCUGCGGGGCCGGCUGCGCCUGAUGGAGAACGAGAGCCAGGAGGUGGCCCGCGUGCUGGGGGCUCCCAGGGCAGGUGGCCCACGCUGGGGCCUUCCCUGCCCCUUCCAGAGCCUGCGGGUGACCAGACCUGGCCUUGCAGGCUUCACACAUCACUGCUUGGAAAACCUGCUUGUGGACCGGGCCUUCUGGCUGCUCUGGCCAGGCGAGGAGGAGGAGACGGCCAUCCAGGUGCACGUGGAGGAGGACGCCUUGAGGCGGACCCACCAGAGCCUGCUGGCCCAGGAAGGGCCUUUCUUUGUCCUGUGUCCUGACCACCAUGUGAGACUGACGACGGGCCGCCAGAGUGUGGGGAAGGGCCCCCAGGUCCUCAGGAAGGCUUCGGGGCACUCCCUGGGGGACGUGGCCCUGGAAGCGGACUCUUCAAGCCCCAUUCCCACCACGUCUGGGGCGGCAGCAGCAGCGGCUGCCCCGGAGCCCUUGAUUCCGUUCCAUCAGUGGGCCCUUAGGGCCCCCUGGGACCCCAUGGACGACUCCGUGGGUGGACCUGUGACGUCUGACAGCUCACUGAUGGGGCUUGGCCAGGCCUCAGCGGUGGCGGACUUCCAGGGCUCAGGGCCUGAAGAGGUGUCCUUCCAUGCCGGCGACCUCAUCGAGAUCCUGGGUGCCCAGGUGCCCAGCCUGCCCUGGUGCGUGGGCCGGCACGUGGCCUCAGGCCAGGUGGGCUUCGUGCGGACCAGCCACAUCAGCAUGCAGGGCCCAGUGUCUGAGUUGGAGAGCGUGGUCUUCCUGGACGAGGGAGAGAGGGUGUUCUUCAGCAGCGAGGGGCACCUUUCGGAGGACACCGCCCAGCGCUUGCUGAGCAGGAUGGCGGGCACCGAGGUCUGCUCCGUGCACAGUCUGGACCUCUGCGUGGGAAAGCGUCUCCCUGAGGCCCAAGGUGCAGUGCAGCGGAGGAAGCCAGCCGUCCACACCAAGAGAGCGAGGCUGAGCCAGGGACACGUGCACGCCCACUGGUGGGCCCUGAUGCCCGAGCCCAGCAGAGGCAUGCACACCCACGCACACACUCACACUCACAUACACACACACACCCCGUGCACACACAACCACACGUGUACACACUCACAUGUAUGCACACAUAAACACACUCAUGCACGUACACCCACACGUACUCACCGCCUGGCAGAAGCAGAGGGUGUGCAGCCUGAGGAGCGAGACCUCAAGCAGCCGGAGGAGGCCCUGCCCUACCUGGAGAGGCUGCUGCUGCUGCACAGGGGCCUGGGGGCCCCAUCCGCCGCCUGGCCUCUGAGCUGCUACCUGCUCCUGGCCGACACCUACAGCAGGAAGUGCCUGCCCCACCUGGCUCUGAGCUGCAUCAGGGUGGCCUCGCUGCGGACCCCAGGCUCGCUGGCCAGCUCCCUGAGGAGCGUGGACCUGGUCCUCUGGAACGCCCCCCAGCUGCAUGGCCAGAGGACGGCGGCUCACAGCCUCCCUGCCCAGGCCGCCCACUACCUCAGGCAGGCGCUGGCCUCCUCGGCCGCGGGCACGGGGCGGGCCCUUCGCGGCCUGCUGUAUGCCAGCCUGGCCCAGCUGCACAGCCACCAUGAGCAGCACGGGCAGGCCAUCGCCUUCAUGACGCGGGCGGUGGAGGCCGACGCCACGGCCGGUGCGCGCCCCGUGGUGGACCGCCUGGUGGUGCUGGCCUGGUUGCACCUGCUCCACGGGCAGAGCCUGGUGGCCCUGGACAUCCUGCAGUCCAUCCUGGAUGCAGAUGUGGCCAGCGAGGACCAGGAGGGUGUGAUUGUCAACAUGGCGGCCAUCGCCCUGAAGAGGACGGGCAGGACCCGGCAGGCGGCCGAGGGCUACUACCGCGCCCUGCGCCUGGCUCGGGGCCUGGGCCAGCUGCGGAACCAGGCAGUGGUCCUGGCCAACUUCGGGGCGCUGUGUCUGCAGGCCAGUGCCGUCGGGCUGGCCCAGCACUACCUCCUGGAGGCCAUCAGACUCUUCUCCCAGCUGCCCGUCGGGGAGUGUGGUCAGGACUUCACCCAGGUGCUCCUGUGGACGGGCCACCUGUGCACCCGCCGGGCCCUCGCCCAGCAGGGCAAGUGUUACUACCAGUGGGCCUUUCUGGUCGCUGUGGAGACGGGCCACCUGGAGAGCCAACUGCAAGCCGUCCAGCAGCUGUGCCACUUCUAUAGCAGUGUCAUGCCCAAUGAGGCACAGAGCGUCAUCUACCAUGAGUUCCAGCUCACACUGGCCCGCAGGAGAGCCGACAAGGCGUUGGAGGGACAGCUCCUAGAGGCCAUCAGUCAUCUGUACCUGUCACUGGGCACCGAGCGGGCCUACAAAUCCGCUCUGGACUACACCAAGCGGAGCCUGGGGAUAUUCAUCGACCUGCAGAAGAAGGAGAAGGAGGCCUAUGCCUGGCUGCAGGCGGGGAAGAUCUACUACAUCCUGCGUCAGAACGAGCUGGUGGAUCUGUACAUCCAGGUGGCGCAGAACGCGGCCCUGUACACGGGGGACCCCAACCUGGGGCUGGAGCUGUUCGAGGCGGCCGGAGACAUCUUCUUCAAUGGCAGCUGGGAGCGGGAGAAGGCUGUGUCCUUCUAUCGGGACCGGGCGCUGCCCCUGGCGGUCACCGUGGGGAACCGGGAGGCGGAGCUGCGGCUGUGCAACAAGCUGGUGGCCCUGCUGGCCGCGCUGGAGGCCCCGCAGGAGGGCCUGGAGUUCGCCCACGAGGCCCUGGCUCUCAGCAUCACCCUGGGUGACCGGCUGAACGAGCGAGUGGCCUACCACCGGCUGGCCGCCCUGCACCACCGGCUGGGCCACGGCGAGCUGGCCGAGCACUUCUACCUCAAGGCCCUGUCGCUCUGCAGCUCGCCGCUGCAGUUCGAAGAGGAGACGCUGUACUACGUGAAGGUGUACCUGGCGCUCGGCGACAUCAUCUUCCACGACCUGAAGGACCCCUUCGACGCCGCGGGCUACUACCAGCUCGCGUUGGCCGCGGCCGUGGACCUGGGCCACAAGAAGGCCCAGCUGAAGAUCUACUCGCGCCUGGCCACCAUCUAUCACCACUUCCUCAUGGACCGCGAGAUGUCCCUCUUCUUCUACCAGAAGGCCAGGACCUUCGCCUCCGAGCUCAACACCCGCAGGACCAACCUGGUGCCCCAGCGCUUCUGCAGCAGGGCCCCCUGGCUGGCCCCCGGCCACCUGCCCUGACGCCGAGGGACAGGCCCUGUGGAAGGGCCUCUGCCUGCCUGGGGCUCUGGAGGCUCCUGGCAGGCUGGACACGGGGAAAUAGCAAUAAAUCUCUCCAACGACCGCUGGC
Molecule: messenger RNA, 4371 nt
Organism: Ictidomys tridecemlineatus (thirteen-lined ground squirrel)
Lineage: Eukaryota; Metazoa; Chordata; Mammalia; Rodentia; Sciuridae
Source: RefSeq, a predicted model, not a curated record